AUGGAACUCAGCUCAACCCCACCCCCUGAUGAUAGGCGGCCCGAGCCCGAAUAUUGGAGAACAAAUAGAAUAACAUGCAAGAGCAGAAUCCAAGCUCGACGACAAGAAGAAAGUUCGAGCUCAAAACAAGAGGAAAGAAACCCCAACUUCAAGUCACAGUGGAAGUCCGAUCUCGAAGAUCUCAGGGGUCGGACCUCGAAGCGCACUCAAAGGUUUAUCGUAUUUCGCUUGAGGAAAAUCACAUUCGAGAAAAUAAUGGUUACUGGAAGUAAAAAGGCACAGGUUGAUCGGGACGCUGGUGUGGAUAUUUUCGACGGCGAAGAGUGGAAGAUACCAGAAAUGAAGCAGCCUCCAGCCGUGGCUGUCAAAGACCCGAUAAUGCAACACAUCCUCCCUUACCUCCCAGCCAAAGCCCUGAUGAGGUUCAGGUCCGUCUCCAAGAGCUGGGACCGCUGGAUCAGAAGACCAAUCCUAGCGCACCACCAGGCCCGAACCCACAAGUCCAUCACAGGCUUCUUUUGCCAGUCCCUCGACUCAGGGCCCACUUUCUUAACUCUUGAUUGGGCCGCUUGCGGCAUCCCCUCACACUCCCUCCCCUUCCUGCCCAACUCCACCUAUUUGGUCGCCUCGACCCACGGCCUCCUCGUCUGCCUCACUCACUUUGGGCCAGAUAUCUACUACAUAUGCAACCCCGUGACGCGGGCCGUUCGGGCUCUCCCAAGGCCUGGGCUCUACCAUGGGCUCAAGGCGGCCUGCGUCCUCGCAUUCGACUCGGCCCCUGAAAACAUCGAGUCCUACUAUCAGCUGGUGUGUGCCGUGCACCUCGUUCACCAGCCUGUCGUGUGCUUUGAGACCUACUCGUCCGAGACAGGCUUGUGGACGUGCUCGAACGCCAUUUGUCCCGAGGUUGGCCCAUACGAAUAUUUCAGCACGGGACUCUACAUGAAGGGGGUGGCUUAUUGGCACACGACGGGCAGGAAGGUGGUGGCUUUUGACCCUAAAAUUGAUGUGUGUCAGGUUUUGGCACUGCCUGAGGAGAGCCCGGCCCGUGGGGUUCUGGUGGAGAUGGAGGGGGAGAUUGCCUACGUCGGGAUAUCUGAGCAGCAUGGGGUGGGAUAUGUCCUGAAGAUGUAUUACGGGGUGGAGAUGAGAUUGGUGAAGAAAGUGAACUGGUUCUUGGAGAAUGUGGGUUCUUUUGGGUGUAAUUAUGGGGUGUUGCCUUACUAUGAGAAGGGGCGGCUGCUGGUGAUGGUUGGGGGAAUGGUGUACUGGUGUGGGCUGGGAGAUGAGAGAUUCGAGAAGGUGGUGGGCUGCGAGGCAUCCGAGUCCACUGUGCAUCAUAGGAUUUUCCCGUACGUCAACAGCCUCGUUUACUUGAGUUGA
This is a messenger RNA of Striga hermonthica, 1383 nucleotides long. The record is from the annotation of a GenBank genome assembly. Lineage: Eukaryota; Viridiplantae; Streptophyta; Magnoliopsida; Lamiales; Orobanchaceae.